Molecule: messenger RNA, 2334 nt
Organism: Sorex araneus (European shrew)
Lineage: Eukaryota; Metazoa; Chordata; Mammalia; Eulipotyphla; Soricidae
Gene: ADGRA1
Product: adhesion G protein-coupled receptor A1
Exons: 6
Coding region: 607-2190 (527 amino acids)
Biological process (GO): G protein-coupled receptor signaling pathway; cell surface receptor signaling pathway
Cellular component (GO): plasma membrane; postsynaptic density; glutamatergic synapse
Molecular function (GO): G protein-coupled receptor activity
Source: RefSeq, a predicted model, not a curated record
CGGGGCCGGGGCGGGGCCCGGGGCGGGGCGGGGCGGGGCGGGGGUCCCUGGCCGGGGCAGGGGCACGACGGCGACGGGCAGGUCCCGUGCUGACUCACGCUGCGCUGGCCCCGGGGCGCCCUGGACCGUGUGGCGGCCGGGCGGGCGGCCGGUCCCUUUAAGGGCGCGCGGCGGGCGCGGGAAGAACCAUCGGCCUGCGGCGGGGGCCGCGGCUCCGUGUCCAUGGCGACGGCUCGGGGCGGGCCGGGCCCGCAUCUGUUGCUGGCGGGCUGCGAGCGCGGCCCCCCGCGCGGCCCGGCCUAGGGGAGGGCAGCGGCGGCCCCGCGGGCCGGCGAGUCGGGUCCGCCCGCGCCCCUGCCCGGCCCGGGGUCCGGCGGGUCCGGCCCGCGCCCCUGCCCGGGGUCCUGCAACAGGCGCUGCUGGGGGCGCCACCCGCCCCGCCCGGGCCCCUCCCCGCAGAUGGGCGCGGGGGACCCCCCGCGGGCCCCGCACGGCCCAGCCCCGGGCCCGCGCCCUGACCUUCUGCUGGCCAUGGAGGCGGGAGCCACGUAGGGCCUGGGUGCGGCCCCUCCACCCUGCUCGCCCUCCGGCAACUUGGCAGAGCCCAUGGAUCUGAAGAGUGUCCUGUCCCCGCCCCAGCACCCAGGGGAGUUCCUGCACCCCGUGGUGUAUGCCUGCACUGCUGUCAUGCUGCUGUGCCUGCUGGCGUCUGUGAUCACCUACCUCGUGCACCAGAGCGCAAUUCGCAUCAGCCGCGAGGGCCGCCACGUGCUGCUCAAUUUCUGUGUGCACACAGCCCUCACCUUCUCCGUGUUUGCCGGCGGCAUCAACCACACCAAGUACCCAGGCCUCUGCCAGGCGGUGGGUGUGACGCUGCACUUCUGCACCCUGUCCGCCAUGCUGUGGCUUGGCGUGGCCGCCAGGAGCAUCUACGAGCAGGUGACCAAGAAGGCCCCACCGUGCCCCAGUGCCCACCAGCAGCCCGGCCCCAGGCAGCCUCUGCUCAGGUCCUACCUCAUUGGUGGGGGGGUCCCCUUCAUCAUCUGUGGGGUCACAGCCGCCACGAACAUCCGCAACUACGGGAAGGAGGACGAGGACUCGGCAUACUGCUGGAUGGCCUGGGAGCCCAGCCUGGGCGCCUUCUACGGGCCGGCGGCCUUCAUCGCCCUGGGCACCUGCGUGUACCUGCUGGGCGCCUACGUGCAGCUGCGGCGGCACCCGGAGCGCAGGUACGAGCUCCGGGAGGUCCCCGAGGAGCGGCCGCGGGCGCCCCCCGGCUCGCCGCCCGCCCGCCCCGCGCUGGCCGCCUCGCUGCUGCAGAACGAGCACUCGCUGCCCGCCCAGCUGCGCGCGGCCGCCUGCUCGCUCGGCCUGUUCGCGGCCACCUGGGCCUUCGGGGCGCUGGCCGUGACGCAGGGCCCCCUGCUGGACAUGGUCUUCAGCUGCCUGUACGGCGCCUUCUGCGUGACCCUGGGGCUCUUCGUGCUCAUCCACCACUGCGCCAAGCGGGAGGACGUGUGGCAGCGCUGGUGGGCCUGCUGCCCCGCCCGCGCGGAGCCCCCCGCCGGCCCGCUCUGCGCCCGGCCCGCGCCCCACGCCGACGGGGAGGCGCUUGGGCCGCCCGCCUGCCUGCCAGACUCGCCCUGUCCCGGCCAGCCCCGCGGCUUCGGCCACCUGCCGGCCGGGCCCUGCCAGCUGGCCGGCCUGCCGGCCCCGGGCCACCCCAGCUGCCUGUCGCCGGCCACGCCCUGCUGUGCCACGCGGCGCCGCGAGCAGCUGCUGGAAGAGGACGUGUGCGGACACCACCUGCUGCCCCGGACACGGCCGCCCUGCGCCCAGCAGGCCUUCGACUACCACCUCCCGUCCAGCCUGGACGGCAGCCCCCAGAGCUCGUGCACGGACAGCGCGCCCAGCUCGCUGGAGGGCCCGCUGGGCGCGCAUGCGCUGGCCUGCUGCGCGCAGGGCGGCGCCUUCCCCGUGCUCAGCCAGCCCGACGGGCUCUACGGCUGUGGCCUGCGGCCCGGCCGGGAGGCGGCCUGCGGCCCCGUCCACCUGGAGAUGCUCCACAGGACACAGUCGCUGCCCUGCGGGGGCCCCGGCCUCAACGGGCUGUUCCGGGGCGACGAGCACGGGGCCCGCUGCAUGGUCAGCAUCCGGACAGGGCCCUGGAGGAACGAGACCAGCGUGUAGUCGGGCCCCUGCGGGCCCCCCCCCCCCCCGCGGACACAAGGCACCACGCCCCCCACGCCCCACACGUGUGCUGUGAGACUCUGUCCCGAGGGGGGAGCAGCUGGAGCCCCUGGGGCUGGCCCUGGGUGCCGGUCACUGCCCACG